This is a messenger RNA of Sapajus apella (tufted capuchin), 1088 nucleotides long. RefSeq names its product BMS1 ribosome biogenesis factor (gene BMS1). Gene Ontology annotation, molecular function: GTP binding; GTPase activity; U3 snoRNA binding. The record is from RefSeq and is a predicted model, not a curated record. Gene Ontology annotation, biological process: ribosome biogenesis; maturation of SSU-rRNA from tricistronic rRNA transcript (SSU-rRNA, 5.8S rRNA, LSU-rRNA); endonucleolytic cleavage of tricistronic rRNA transcript (SSU-rRNA, 5.8S rRNA, LSU-rRNA). Gene Ontology annotation, cellular component: 90S preribosome. NCBI's taxonomy places the organism in Eukaryota, Metazoa, Chordata, Mammalia, Primates, Cebidae.
AUGGCUUUCCUAAAAUUAAUGAGAGUUCUCACCCACCUCGACUCUUUCAAGCAUAAUAAGCAACUGAAGAAGACAAAGAGGCGAUUAAAACACAGGUUCUGUACAGAAGUUUACCCAGCAAUACUUACUGACUCGUCCGCUGAAACUGGCUUUUUAAAAGGGAACUGUCUUCUAGGGGUAGGAGAUUUCACUGUGAGUGACAUCAGAUUCCUCCCAGACCCUUAUGCUCUUCCUGAACAACAGAAGAAGCGCUGUUUAAGUGAGAAGGAGAAGCUGGUUUAUGCACCUCUUUUUUGAGUUGGGGGUGUGCUGUAUGACAAAGACACUGUCUAUGUUGACCUUGGUGGCAGCCACGGUUUUCAGGCAUUGGAUGAGGUGGGGUCCACCUAUGAGCUGGUCCAGAGUCACUCUACCCACUCCGUUAUUGAUGGCAAGAUGGCUUCAAGAUGAGUGACACCGUUUUCUUAUUCCAAGUCACUUGGGUGAGAGGAUAUAGAUAAUCAUGGGCUGUUGAUGCCAAAGGAGGAAAAACAAAUGGACUUGAAAACUGGUCAAAUGCAUUGGAAAGCUGUUUUUGGAAAUGAAGAUGGAUCUGGAGAUGGUGACGAUGAAGAAGAUGAUGAAAUGUCUGAAGAUGAUGGGUUGGAAAACGGCUCUAGUGAUGAGGAAGCAGACGAGGAGGAAAAUGCUGAGGUGACUGAUGAGUGUAUGACUGCUAAGGGCAUCAAACGACGGAAACUUGAGGAGUUAGAAGAAGACAGUGAAGUAGAUUUGCCAGCAUUUGCUGACAGCAACGAUGACCUUGAGAGGAGCUCAGCAGAAGAAGGGGAAGCGGAGGAAGCUGAUGAAAGCAGUGAAGAAGAGGACUGCUCUGCAGGAGAGAGGGGCAUUUCAGGAUCAAAGGCUGUUGGAGAACGUAGUAAAACAGAGCUGUCGCCAGCUAAUCACUGAAGUGACUGUGUGAAUCUGGAGAAGUCUUUGCCAAUGAAGAAAGCAGCCCUUGGCCGGGCGCCAUGGCUCGUGCCUAUAGUCCCAGCACUUUGGUAGGCCGAGGUGGGCAGAUCACAAGAUCAGGAAUUUGAGACCAG